AUGUCGUCCUCCGGCGCGUCUUUCGUGCAAAUCAAGUUCGAGGACAUCCUCUUCUACGAGAACUGCGGCGGCGGCAGCUUCGGGAGCGUGUACCGAGCCCUGUGGAUCUCCCGGGACAAAGAGGUGGCGGUGAAAAAACUGCUCAAGAUCGAAAAUGAGGCCGAAAUCCUCAGCGUCCUCAGCCACCGCAACAUCAUCCAGUUUUACGGCGCCAUUGUUGAGGCUCCCAACUAUGGAAUUGUUACCGAGUAUGCAAGCGGCGGCUCGCUGUACGACUACCUGUCCAGUGACGAGAGCGAAGACAUAGACAUGGGCCAGAUCAUGACGUGGGCCGCAGAGAUUGCCAGAGGAAUGCACUACUUGCAUUCAGAGGCUCCAGUUAAGGUGAUCCACAGAGACCUGAAAUCCAGAAAUGUUGUUUUAACUGCCGACAAAGUCCUCAAGAUCUGUGACUUCGGAGCAUCAAAGUUUUUGACCCACACGACUCACAUGUCUCUGGUGGGAACGUUUCCCUGGAUGGCGCCGGAGGUGAUCCAGAGUCUGCCCGUGUCCGAAACCUGCGACACCUUUUCCUACGGUGUGGUGCUGUGGGAGAUGCUCACUCGUGAAAUCCCCUUCAAAGGCCUGGAAGGCUUACAGGUGGCCUGGCUCGUGGUGGAGAAGAACGAGAGGUUAACCAUCCCUAGCAGCUGUCCCUCCAGCUUUGCUGAGCUGAUGAGAAACUGCUGGCGGACAGAACCGAAAGAGAGGGCGAUGUUCAAGCAGAUCCUCUCCACCCUGGAGUCCAUGUCUAAUGACAGCCAACUUCCUCAACAGUGCAACUCCUUCCUCCACAACAAGGCUGAAUGGAGGUGCGAGAUCGAAGCCACACUCGAGAGGCUUAAGAAGCUGGAGAGAGACCUGAGUACCAAAGAGCAGGAGCUGAAGGAGCGCGAGCGGCGCCUAAAGAUGUGGGAGCGCAAGCUGAUUGAGCAGUCCAACACCCCGUUGCUGCCCACUCUUGACAUUUAUACGUGGACAGAGGAGCAUGUGUAUUUCUGGAUGCAGCAGAUAUUCGGUGCAGGAGAUGGUGUUUGUGGCAUGCAGCUUUACGCUGACCUGUUUAAAGAAAAUCACAUCACCGGGAAGCGGCUGCUGCUGCUCACAGAAAACGACAUGCGGGACAUGGGGGUCAAGUCCAAAGGUCACGCCAUGCACCUUAAGGCUGAAAUUGAAAAGCUCACUCACGACUACCUUGGGUUUGUCCACUUCCCACCUCUGUUGAAGGGUGAGCUGGAGAAGGAGGUGGAACAGAGUAAAACUGUCAAUCUGGAGCUGGUGUUUGGGUACCACUGGAAACCAGGAACGGGGAAGUCUGACUGCAAAUGGAAACUGUACAUGGAACUUGACGGCGAUGAUGUUGCUGUAACUUACAUCAAAGACGUCGUCUUCAAUGUCAACCGUCAGGAUGUGGAAAUCCUCCGCAUGGCCAAGCCACCGUUUGUGAUGGACAAAUGGAUCGUUGGACUACUGCCGAACCAGAAAGUGGAUUACACGGUCAAUUAUGAGAACGAUGUUAAGUCUCCUAAGUCGACCAGACACAGCUGCGAACUGACGUGGAGUUUCAACGGCGGGCAGGAUGAAAUCAAGAAUGUGCAGCUGGCCAUUGAAACGGCACCGUCUAACAUAGACUUUAGUCCCAGAGACCGAUCGAACUCUGAUAUCGAUCCGUCGUGGAUGUACAGCGUGAGGCUGAAACAGAUGGUGAGCCAGAAAUCACAGACGACGGCCGACACUCUGGGUGCCCUCACUCGCUCCGAGGCGUCCACCUUGCCUCAGUUCUUGUCCGCACAUGAGCGCCAGGAGUUUUCCUACGCUUCAGCUGUGCGCCGCUCUCCAAGCCGAGCCCCCGAUUCUCCUUGGAUCAACUCACGCUGCUCCUCACCAACUGCCAGCCUGUCGGCCAAACUCUCGCCAAUCCAUCUGGGGUCAAAGGGCAGCAGUCCCACCAGCACUACGUCGGAAAGCACCUCAGAGAGAGAUCGAGAGCGCAGAAUGAGUGCCGGAGCAAUUCACGAAUACCGUAGAAACAACUACUUUGGCAAAGCAUUAACUGUGGGCGGGGGGCAGGGAAGGGGGCAGUCAUGGACCAAUAGCAGAGGUGGUCAUGUUCAUAAUAAAACCAGCAAAACGUCACGGCAGCCAGGGAGGCCACAGUCCAACAGUUACAGUGGCACACCACAGAACCGCCCACCAAUGAUUCCGGGUAUAUUGUCUGUGACAGAAAACCCCAGUGAGGGAAAAGAGGGGGCCAAAGCCAGCGAUGGGGGGUGGAUCAAAGUGGAGCGUCACAAGAGAUUACCACGUCAGGACAAUAAACAAGUCAGAGGUCGACCGAGGAGAGGGGGCAGGGGAGGGCGGGGCGGUGGUGGAAGAAGUUAAUGUGGGCUUAAAAGGCUGAAAAGGCUUUACAUAUAAAUUAUGUCAAUGUACUUGCUCUGAAAAAAAGGUGUUUUAUAGAUGAACUCUCAGGCCAGUGAUGUGUACUCAUUAUAUUGUGCAACAUUAUGUGCAAUUCCCCUUUUGAACAUUUUAAAAUCAGCUUAUAUUAGGCUAAUAUAAAUGACAAAUAUGCCCACCUUCUAUUUAUUGCUACCAAAAUAAUAAUUCCAGUUUUAUAUUUCUUUAAGUGACAGAUAGUAUUACCUUCUAUUACUGCAUUGGGUAUGAUGACAUUUAUUUAUCAGCCUGCUGUCUCUAGGGUUUUAAAUUAACCCCAGUAUUAAAAAAGAUUUUAGAUUUGAAUGCUUUUCAUACACUAUGUUUGGAUGUUUUAAUAAACGUUGAUGUAUAAGUGA
Molecule: messenger RNA, 2837 nt
Organism: Salarias fasciatus (jewelled blenny)
Lineage: Eukaryota; Metazoa; Chordata; Actinopteri; Blenniiformes; Blenniidae
Gene: map3k20a
Product: mitogen-activated protein kinase kinase kinase 20a
Exons: 19
Coding region: 1-2421 (806 amino acids)
Biological process (GO): protein phosphorylation
Cellular component (GO): cytoplasm
Molecular function (GO): ATP binding; protein binding; MAP kinase kinase kinase activity
Source: RefSeq, a predicted model, not a curated record